AUGAAUUUUCAUAUCGUUCUCUUACUCUUGUUGGUCAUCAUUAAUUUGAUGAUAUUUUCAUCAUCGGCUCUUGCAACGCUUUCCCUUGGACCAGAAGAAGCAAAUGAAAAAGCAACAAGAACAUCAUUCAUUCCAAAUAAUAAUAAUAAUAAUAACAACUUUGCUAGAGAACAACAGCUGAAACAACGUAGAAGGUUUCUUAUUAACAAUGAUCCAAUUUAUGGGAAAUUAAAUUCAUAUUUCCAUGAGGAGGAAACAAGAGCCUUGGCGACUACUAGAUAUUCAACAACAACAACUUCAGUGAAUGGAGAGUUCUUUUCGAAUAUUAGAGAAGAGCAAGAACAGUCGUCUGGUGUUCUCUCAUCAUCAGCAACACGGAAUGUUCAUAAAGAAAAUAAUGUAAAUAAUCAAACAAGAGGUUAUGAUAGAAGAUUCGCUAGGGAACAAUUGAUGGUCGAAGAAGUAUCUGCUACUGUAUCAUUAUAUGAUUCGGCUGCUGUGACUGCUAAAGCAAGCAUUCCUACAGUUUAUCUAUUCGAAAGUUUGGAUGAGACAAGUGAAAAUAAUACAUGCACAAGUGUGAAUUCUCCUUAUUUUCUAACACUACAACAAUCAAUUUUGGAAUAUUGCUAUUUUUCUGUAACAUCAAGGGCAAUAGAUAUAAAAUCAAAUACCAUGACCAAUAUUCGGAUGACUUUUGAUGCUCUUAGUAGAGUAGUAAUAAGAGAUAGCUCAUUUUCUGAUAGUACAGUACUCAUUUCAUCGAGUGAUUUGUUGAUUGGUACAGGUUUUGCAGAAUUUUCAUUCUAUAUCGUAAAUAUUAGCUUUUCGAGAUCGAGCUUAAUUGUCACCUAUUAUAGAAAUGGAAGAGCUCUUGUCUCUUCAAAACUUUAUGUGAUUGGAUGCAAUUUUUCUGGAAAAGCGCCAUAUUAUCAAGUAUCAGUAGUUGACUUUACAACAAUAACUAUUGAUAAUUGUAUAUUUAAUGGACUCAAUACCUAUUCAGAAUAUAGUGCCCUCUCAAUCAAGUCAUACUAUUCUAAAACUGAGGCAGAAAUAACCAGUACAACUUUUAGCAAUUAUUAUUCAAAAGCCUCAGGUGCAGCUCUUAAUAUUUAUGGUGUUGAAAUUGGAUACAUAGCCGAUUGUAUAUUCAAGAAUAACACAGCCCUCGAUAAUGGUAAGUAUGAAAUUGUAAUUAAUAAUAUUAAUUGUGCUUUUAAUAUAGGCGGAGCACUAACAAUUGACAGAGUUGGAUUAGCAACUGUUCAAUACUGUAAAUUUGUGGAAAACAAGUUUGAGAGUAAGAGAGAAAGUCAAUUCUUUUCAUAUGGUGGAGGUGCAUUAUAUGUUUACAAGUCAUUUAUUGAAUUAACCAAGAAUUUAUUCACUAAAAAUUCAGCUAAUGGACUAGGUGGUGCUAUCAUUGUAAAUACAGCCUGUAGUGUCAAGACAUCAAAUGAUGUGUUUGAUGAUAAUUAUUCACUCUAUGGAGGAGCUAUUGCUUACACAGAUUAUCAAUUGAACGAUUGUAGUAAUGUAGUUUUCUUUACUUAUAAUUCUACUUUCAUUAAUAAUAAGGCAAAGUAUUUUGGAGGAUUCUUCUUUGGGAGAAAGUUACCAGUCAUGUACUUUGAUACUUUUACCAGCUUUAGACUCAAUUCAGCACAAUUGAGCGGAGGAGGAAUUUAUUAUUUGGAAAAACCUGCUGCUAAGAAGGUUAUUAAUGGAGAUCCUGAAAAGCUUGGUUUUGGUAAUACAGGCAUGUACACUAGCUCAAAUAUUGAAUCAUUCCCAACUCGAAUGGAGGUAUACUCCAAGAGUAGCAUGGAAUCUCAGAGUGGCGUUCUAACUAAUAUGCACUUGUUGCUAUUGGAUGAAAACAACCAAACAACUCCAUACUUCCCUGGAAUGAUGGACUUGGAGUUACAAGCUGAUGGACUAUCUUUUAUUGUGACAAAGUUUACUUUUUCCAACACUAGUAGAACUCUCAAGUUGGACUAUACUUUUUAUUCCAAAACCGCUGAAUUUCCAUUCCAAAGCAAUCUACUAUUAAUUUUGAGAUUGAAAGAAUUUGAUAUUGCUCAAUAUUUUGAGUUCACUGCGACAACAUGUAAUAUUGGUUAUUAUGUCAUUAGAGAUGAGGACAAUGAAACAUUGUACAAGUGUAGCCUUACUCUUACGAUCACCCUAGAUUUGAAACCUGAGAAUAUCCUUCUUACAAGGGACAUGGUAGCUAAGGUUUCUGAUUUUGGCUUAUCUACCAUUUCAAAUCCUCAGAGAACAAUGACAUGCCAAAUUGGCAGUUUAUUCUAUAUGGCUCCAGACCUCAAUAAUACCAGCAUCAGCACUCCAACCCUGAAUAUCCUUUCCAAUGAAACUGUACCAAAUACAAGUCCUCCAACACCAACUCUUCAUCCUCUUUCAUACCCUUCUCUGGUAGCAAGUUUCAAUAAUUUUGAUAAUUCUUCCAUGUCUAUGCGAUCAGAGAGAGGAAACAUGACUAUUCGAAGAAUGGUGAGUCCUCCAACUACAGAUCCAGCACAAAACAAUACCAUUACACCUCCACCAACAGUUGCCAUACCAAUUGUUCCUCCAGUGUUGGCUGGAGGUGCUCAUCCACCUCCUGCUCACUUGUUGGGUGGAGCAGCUGCUAAUGCUCCAUUCACACCAGAUAGUUUGCCUUGCAUUCAAUUUACCACUAAUCUUUCGAAUAGUUAUUCAACCAUUGUAUCGACUAGACAUAGCCGAACAAUUGAGACUCACUCCUGUGGAGCUUCUACUCAACCAAACACCUCGGUUGAAUACAUUUUUUAUACGAAACACACUCAUCCUCAAUACACUUAUUUUGAGGUAAAGCUGGCAGAUAAACUCUUUUCUAAUGCGCAGUCAUCUGCUCCUGAAGUAGCUCUUGGUUUUGCACCUUUUGGAUACAAGGGAAUGGUCGGUUGGAUGAAAAACUCAAUUGGUUUCCAUGUUGAUAAUGGACGAGUUUAUGACGAGAGAGAUGCAACAAACGGUAUUGCAGAUCGUGUAUAUUUAGGAAGUGUCAGUAGAGGAGAUGUCAUUGGAUGUUUGCUCAAUCACAAGAAUGGAGAAUUUUUGGUUGUAAAGAAUGGUCAAGAAUUGCACAAUCUUUCACAUGGAACUGUCUUUAAGCAUGACCACUUUAAACAAUCUCAUCAAUUUUUGCCAACCAUUUCAUGUUCAGAUAUUCACUUGGAAAUGGAGGUGAAUUUGGGAUUGGACAUGGUACGAAAACCAUUCCUCUAUCCAAGAGUUGUUCACUUUAGACAAUUGGACAGAUUAUUGGCCAUGGUCAUUUCAGAAGAUCAACAAGUAACUUGUUCGAGUUUUAAUUUCACAGAUUUGAAAAUCACCACACAAACCAAUAUUGUGCAAUUUGAUUAAUAUUUCUCUGUUCAAUUGAAAUAAUAAAAAUGUAAAUAUUU
Messenger RNA from Naegleria gruberi, 3452 nucleotides. RefSeq names its product SPRY domain-containing protein. The record is from RefSeq and is a predicted model, not a curated record. The transcript is spliced from 4 exons. NCBI's taxonomy places the organism in Eukaryota, Heterolobosea, Eutetramitea, Acrasida, Naegleriidae. Gene Ontology annotation, molecular function: protein kinase activity; protein binding; ATP binding. Bases 1 to 3411 code for a protein of 1136 amino acids. Gene Ontology annotation, biological process: protein phosphorylation.